UACGGGUACCUGACCUACGCGGCGGCCGUCAUCGCCAAGGAGGACAAGCGCUGGCUGGACUCCCACCGCCAGAAAGUCCUGGAGCUGGUCCGCGACUACGCCAACCCCAACCGCGCCGACCGCUACUAUCCCUUCGCCCGCCACUUCGACUUCUACCUGGCCCACAGCUGGGCGGGCGGCCUGUGGGUCUUCGACGCGGGGCGCAACCAGGAGUCCUCAUCCGAGGCCGUGAACGCCUACUACGCUCUAUACCUUUUGGGAUCCGCCAUGGAAGACAAGCAGCUAGGGGACUGGGGACGAAUACUCAUGUCCAUGGAGCUGGCGGCCGCCCAGAAAUACUGGCACAUCCCCAGCUCCUCCGCAAUCUAUCCUGCCCCCUUCUCGGCAACCAAGAUUGUGGGCAUUUUGUGGUCCACGCGGGUGGACUACUCCACGUGGUUCGGCCUCAAUGUGGAGUACAUACACUGCAUACAGUACUUGCCGUUCACGCCGCUCACAGAGGUGUUGUUGGACACGGAGAGGACUAUCACGUGGUGGCCGCAGCGCUGGGCCGGCCGGAACCCGCCGCUGUCCGAUUGGUGGCGCGGGUACAUUGUCAUGGCGCACGCCAUCAUAGACAGGGAGGCUGCCUGGAAAGAGGCAUCCACCCUGGAAAGCUUCGACCUGGGCAGCACGCGGGUCAACGUGCUGUACUGGAUCGCCACGCGGCCGGGCCAGGGAGCCCCGCCCAGACCCCUGGGACCCGCACUAGCCGUGAGCGCGCCCCAAGGACCCUUGAUUGGGCCUCAGGGGCCCGUUGGUGGGCGUCAAGAGCCCGUGGGUGGGCGCCAAGAGCCCGUGGGUGGAUCUCAAAGACCAUUGGUCGGGUCUCAAGGGGCCGUAAGGGGGCGGGGGGUGGUGGCGGGGGAAGAGAUGGCGGUGGAUGGCUGCAGGCAGUGCUCCUGCAAGUGCGACUGCAGCGAGGUGGGCGCGGGAGAGAGGGAGGAGGACUGCAGGUGCGCGUGCCGGUGCAGGAGGGUCGAGGGAAGGUCGGACUACUGCUUGGCGAUCUAG
Ostreobium quekettii is the source of this 1053-nucleotide messenger RNA. The record is from the annotation of a GenBank genome assembly. Lineage: Eukaryota; Viridiplantae; Chlorophyta; Ulvophyceae; Bryopsidales; Ostreobiaceae.